CAUUGUCUGGGCUUAAUAAAUGGACAUAAGCAAGUCUAUCUAUAUCCAAGUAAUCUCGCAACCUCUCGCGACGAACGAGAUCCUUUUCACCGGCACCGCCAUUGCAAUCAGAAGGUAAGGAUUCAACGCUACCAUCAUGGGUGCUUACAAGUACAUUCAGGAGUUAUACAGGAAGAAGCAAACUGAUGUCAUGAGGUUUCUUCUCCGAGUGAGGUGCUGGCAAUACCGUCAGUUGUCUGCUAUCCAUAGGGCCACCCGUCCCACUCGACCAGACAAGGCCAGGAGGCUGGGAUACAGAGCUAAACAAGGUUACGUUAUCUACAGGGUCCGAGUUCGUCGUGGUGGACGCAAACGCCCCGUUGCCAAGGGAUGUACCUAUGGUAAACCAAAGACCCAUGGAGUAAAUCAGCUGAAGUUCCAACGGUCCCACAGGUCUAUUGCAGAGGAACGUGUUGGUCGCAAGUGUGGAGCACUACGAGUCCUUAACUCCUACUGGGUAGCCCAGGAUUCCAGCUACAAAUUUUUUGAAGUUAUCCUUGUAGAUACCUUCCAUAAGGCUAUCCGCAGAGACCCAAAAAUACAAUGGAUCUGCAAGGCUGUCCACAAACACAGGGAGCUUCGUGGUCUUACUUCUGCUGGAAAGAGCUCACGUGGCCUUGGAAAGGGUCAUGGAUUCCACAAAACUACAGGAGGUUCUCGCAGGGCAAACUGGAAGAAGGGCAAUUCUCUCAGUCUCCGCAGAAAGCGUUAAAAAUAAUGCUUUCAUAUUUUUUCUUUUUUUUUUUACAAUUGCUCAGUUAGAAAUAGUUGAGCAACUGCCCUGUGCAGAUCUAAAAAUACUUUAAUGGAAUAAACAGCAGAAGGAAA
Messenger RNA from Pecten maximus, 867 nucleotides. Its product is annotated as 60S ribosomal protein L15-like. The transcript is spliced from 4 exons. Lineage: Eukaryota; Metazoa; Mollusca; Bivalvia; Pectinida; Pectinidae. The record is from RefSeq and is a predicted model, not a curated record. The coding region runs from base 137 to 751 and encodes 204 amino acids. Gene Ontology annotation, molecular function: RNA binding; structural constituent of ribosome. Gene Ontology annotation, biological process: cytoplasmic translation. Gene Ontology annotation, cellular component: cytosolic large ribosomal subunit; ribosome.